AUGCAAAAGAUAUUGACGAGACAAAUAGUGGCUAAGAAGAUCUCCUUCUUCCUCUCAUCCCUUGCAAUCUUAGCAGCCCUGCAACUGUCCGCAGCCGUCGACUACACCAUCACCAACAGAGCAGAAGCCACCCCCGGCGGUGUUAAGUUCAAUAACGAAAUUGGGGCAGAAUACACCACUCAAACUCUUAGCUCCGCCACAAGCUUCACAUGGAGCAUAUUCCAACAAAACACAGAUGCUGACAGAAAGAAUGUUGCUCUUGUAAGCAUGUUCAUCGACGACAUGGAUGGUAUUGCCUACACUUAUGGCAAUGAGAUCCAUGUCAGCGCAACUUUGAUCGAGGGGAUUUCCGGUGAUGACAAGACUGGGUUUGAUGGAGUUCUUUAUCACGAGAUGGCACACGUAUGGCAAUGGUUUGGAAAUGGUCAAGCUAAGGCAGAAUUGAUAGAGGGAAUUGCGGACUACGUGAGGCUGAAGGCUGGGUAUAUACCAAGCCACUGGGUUCAGCCAGGACAAGGUGACCGAUGGGACCAAGGCUACGAUGUGACAGCUCGGUUCCUAGAGUAUUGUAAUGGUCUUAGAGAUGGGUUUUUGGCUGAACUUAAUAAGAAGAUGAGGGAUGGCUAUAACGAUGGUUAUUUCGUGGACUUGCUAGGGAAGACGGUUGAUCAACUGUGGGCUGAAUACAAAGCUUAA
This is a messenger RNA of Lactuca virosa, 696 nucleotides long. The record is from the annotation of a GenBank genome assembly. Lineage: Eukaryota; Viridiplantae; Streptophyta; Magnoliopsida; Asterales; Asteraceae.